This is a messenger RNA of Sinocyclocheilus anshuiensis, 618 nucleotides long. RefSeq names its product ETS-related transcription factor Elf-2-like. Gene Ontology annotation, molecular function: DNA-binding transcription factor activity, RNA polymerase II-specific; sequence-specific DNA binding. The record is from RefSeq and is a predicted model, not a curated record. Lineage: Eukaryota; Metazoa; Chordata; Actinopteri; Cypriniformes; Cyprinidae. The transcript is spliced from 2 exons. The annotation marks the transcript as partial. Gene Ontology annotation, biological process: cell differentiation; regulation of transcription by RNA polymerase II. Gene Ontology annotation, cellular component: nucleus.
UUUGUUUGCUGUGGGCUUCCCCAGCAGGACGAAAACCCAGAACUCCACGGAGUUUCUGUGAUGGUUCUCUGGAUAUGGUCUAUAAGAGGAAAUCAAAAGACAGCAAGGGUGAGCAUUUCUGUUUGUUUAUUUGUGCAAGAGAUUUUUUUUUUCUGGUGCCACAACUUCUAAGUCUGACUCUAACAGUCUCAACUACUUACCUGUGGGAGUUCCUAUUGGACCUUCUGCAGGACAAGGAAACCUGUCCAAAGUACAUUAAGUGGACUCAGAAAGAGAAGGGCAUAUUCAAGCUUGUGGAUUCCAAAGCGGUGUCUAAAUUAUGGGGCAGACAUAAGAAUAAACCUGACAUGAACUAUGAGACAAUGGGGAGAGCACUCAGGUAUUACUAUCAGCGGGGCAUUUUAUCAAAAGUGGAAGGCCAAAGGCUUGUGUAUCAGUUUAAGGAGAUGCCCAAAGACAUUGUUUUCAUAGAUGAUGACAAUAUGGACGACAGCAUUGACGAAGGAAAAAGCGAAAGCCCAGCUGCAUCCAAUCGCAGCAAUUCAAAAGGCAAAGGGACUCCAGUCUCUCCCUCUACUGCUGUACCUAAAAUCAUCAAUCUAACCUCAGGACAAGAUG